Suhomyces tanzawaensis NRRL Y-17324 is the source of this 891-nucleotide messenger RNA. Its product is annotated as CCR4-NOT core subunit. The record is from RefSeq and is a predicted model, not a curated record. NCBI's taxonomy places the organism in Eukaryota, Fungi, Ascomycota, Pichiomycetes, Serinales, Debaryomycetaceae. Gene Ontology annotation, cellular component: CCR4-NOT complex; CCR4-NOT core complex; P-body. Gene Ontology annotation, biological process: mRNA catabolic process; negative regulation of translation. The transcript has 2 exons. Bases 1 to 891 code for a protein of 296 amino acids.
AUGGAUUGUCAACACAGAGACAGGGAUCAACCAAAACAAGCUCUCAGUGAUGAACAAAUUUACCAAUGGGUGUCAGAAUUGGUCACAGGAGCAAAUAGAGAGCGUGCAUUACUAGAGUUGGGAAAGAAGAGGGAACAAUAUGAUGAUUUGGCAUUGGUUUUAUGGAACUCUUUUGGUGUGAUGACUGUUCUUCUUGAGGAGAUCAUAUCUGUUUAUCCAUAUUUGAACCCACCAGUUUUGACAGCAUCGAUCUCGAAUAGAGUCUGCAAUGCAUUAGCAUUGCUUCAAUGUGUUGCUUCAAAUGUUCAAACUCGUGGAUUGUUUUUGACUGCAAAUUUGCCAUUGUACUUGUAUCCAUUUUUGUCUACCAAUGCAAGGCAGCGUUCUUUUGAAUACUUAAGACUUACCAGUUUAGGAGUCAUUGGUGCAUUAGUGAAGAAUGACACUCCUGAGGUUAUCAAUUUCUUGCUCACCACUGAAAUAGUUCCUUUGUGUUUGAACAUUAUGGAGAUCUCAUCCGAAUUAUCAAAAACUGUUGCUAUCUUCAUUUUACAAAAAAUAUUACUUGAUGAUCAAGGAUUGUCUUACAUCUGCACUACGUAUGAACGUUUCCACACUGUUGCAUCUGUCUUAUCAAAAAUGAUAGACCAAUUGAGCUCAAACAUUAACAACCAGAAUUCCCAACAAACCUCGAGUAGUUCCGGAAGAUUAUUAAAGCAUGUUGUCAGAUGCUAUAUGCGUUUGUCCGACAAUCUUGAGGCAAGGAAAGCGUUGGCCAAUAUUUUACCUGAGCCUUUGAGAGAUGGAACUUUCUCUAUUAUUUUGCAAGAUGACGUCGCUACAAAGAGAUGUUUGGCGCAAUUAUUAUCCAACAUCACCGACCAGCAGUAG